Coffea eugenioides is the source of this 3024-nucleotide messenger RNA. RefSeq names its product histone acetyltransferase HAC1-like. The transcript is spliced from 11 exons. Gene Ontology annotation, molecular function: histone acetyltransferase activity; zinc ion binding; transcription coactivator activity. Bases 1 to 2451 code for a protein of 816 amino acids. Lineage: Eukaryota; Viridiplantae; Streptophyta; Magnoliopsida; Gentianales; Rubiaceae. Gene Ontology annotation, cellular component: histone acetyltransferase complex; transcription regulator complex. The record is from RefSeq and is a predicted model, not a curated record. Gene Ontology annotation, biological process: positive regulation of transcription by RNA polymerase II.
AUGACUAGUGUACAGGAAUACAAGUUUGGUUGCCAUUUGGUUGUGAACGAGAACAUCGUGCUUUCUAGGAUUUUUCUGGGAAUAGAAACUUGUAGAUAUUAUGAAUCCAUCCUUUUUUAUCUGUAUUUACUUUUUCUUGUGCAGAGUAAAGCAAAAGCAGAAAAAAAUCAAGCGAUGGAACAAUCAAUGAGUGAAAAUUCUUGUCAGUUAUGUGCAGUUGAGAAGCUCACUUUUGAACCACCACCGAUAUAUUGCACCCCAUGUGGUGCUCGCAUUAAAAGAAAUGCAAUGUACUACACAAUUGGAACUGGUGAUACUCGGCAUUACUUCUGUAUUCCUUGCUACAACGAGGCUCGUGGAGACACCAUCAUAGCCGAUGGAACAGCAAUCCCCAAAGCAAGGCUUGAGAAGAAGAAAAAUGAUGAGGAGACUGAAGAAUGGUGGGUUCAAUGUGACAAAUGUGAAGCUUGGCAACACCAAAUUUGUGCAUUGUUUAAUGGUAGAAGAAAUGAUGGUGGACAAGCCGAGUAUACUUGCCCAAAUUGCUAUGUAGAAGAAGUUGAAAGAGGGGAGCGCAAGCCAUUACCACAAAGUGCUGUCCUUGGAGCAAAAGAUCUACCAAGAACCAUUUUGAGUGAUCACAUUGAGAUGCGGUUAGCAAAGCGACUGAAACACGAAAGACAAGAGAGAGCAAGUGUUCAAGGAAAGAAUAUUGAUGAGGUUCCUGGAGCAGAAGGACUCGUUGUAAGAGUAGUUUCAUCUGUGGACAAAAAGUUGGAUGUAAAGCCACGGUUUCUUGAGAUUUUCCAAGAGGAAAACUAUCCAUUGGAAUUUCCAUACAAGUCCAAGGUAUUACUCUUGUUCCAAAAGAUUGAAGGGGUAGAAGUAUGCUUAUUUGGCAUGUAUGUUCAAGAAUUCGGAUCAGAAUGCCAGCAACCCAAUCAUCGGCGUGUUUAUCUUUCAUAUCUGGAUUCGGUUAAAUAUUUCAGACCAGAGGUGAAAACUGUGACUGGAGAAGCUCUCCGUACAUAUGUGUACCAUGAAAUUUUGAUCGGAUACCUGGAAUAUUGCAAAAAGCGGGGCUUUACAAGUUGUUAUAUAUGGGCUUGUCCUCCACUAAAGGGUGAAGAUUAUAUCUUAUAUUGCCAUCCAGAAAUCCAGAAGACGCCAAAAUCUGAUAAACUUAGGGAAUGGUACUUAUCAAUGUUAAGAAAAGCUUCAAAGGAAAAUAUUGUUGUAGAUCUUACUAAUUUGUAUGACCAUUUCUUUGUAAAUACGGGUGAAUGUAAAGCUAAGGUAACGGCUGCUCGGCUACCGUAUUUUGAUGGAGAUUAUUGGCCUGGGGCUGCAGAAGAUAUGAUAUACCAAUUGCAACAAGAGGAGGAUGGCAGAAAACAGCAUAAGAAGGGAACUAUAAAAAAGACCAUAACAAAGAGAGCUCUAAAAGCAUCCGGUCAGACUGAUCUUUCUGGCAAUGCGUCAAAGGAUCUGCUACUAAUGCAUAAACUUGGAGAAACUAUAUGUCCAAUGAAGGAGGAUUUUAUCAUGGUUCACUUGCAACACGCUUGCACUCACUGCUGCAUUCUAAUGGUAUCUGGAAACCAAUGGGUUUGCAAUCAGUGCAAAAAUUUUCAGCUCUGUGACAGGUGUUAUGAAGCUGAGCAAAAACUUGAAGACAGAGAGAGACAUCCUAUCAACCAGAAAGACAAGCAUGCUCUUUAUCGAGUUGAAAUCAAUGAUGUACCAGUAGAUACCAAAGAUAAAGAUGAAAUCCUUGAGAGUGAGUUCUUUGACACCAGGCAGGCAUUUCUGAGUCUCUGUCAAGGAAAUCAUUAUCAGUAUGAUACCCUCCGCCGUGCUAAACAUUCAUCCAUGAUGGUUCUUUACCAUCUUCACAAUCCUACUGCCCCAGCAUUCGUGACGACAUGCAAUAUAUGCUUUCUGGAUAUUGAAGCUGGUCAAGGCUGGCGCUGCGAAACUUGCCCAGAAUAUGAUAUAUGCAAUUCAUGUUACCAAAAAGAUGGUGGGAUUGAUCAUCCUCAUAAGUUGACCAAUCAUCCCUCCAUGGCUGAACGUGAUGCACAAAACAAAGAAGCAAGACAAAUGCGGGUCUUACAGCUUCGUAAAAUGCUUGACCUUCUGGUGCAUGCUUCUCAAUGCCGUUCUCCACAAUGUCAAUACCCGAAUUGCCGCAAGGUUAAGGGUCUUUUCCGCCAUGGAAUACAGUGCAAAACACGUGCCUCUGGAGGCUGUCUUCUCUGUAAGAGAAUGUGGUAUCUCCUUCAACUGCAUGCCCGAGCGUGCAAAGAAUCUGAAUGCCAUGUUCCACGUUGCAGAGAUUUGAAGGAACACUUGAGAAGGCUACAACAGCAGUCUGAUUCCCGACGCAGAGCUGCUGUGAUGGAAAUGAUGAGACAGCGUGCUGCGGAGGUUGCUGGUAAUGCUGGAUGAGCAAGUUGUACAUAAUGGAUGGAUACUUUGAAGAAAUGCUUCUAAGAGUAAGGUAGAUUAAUUACACAUCUUAAAGAGCUUAUUCUGUGGGCUGUAACCGGGUGCCGACGAUUAAAAACUGCACUUGUUGAUAAAUUAACUGGAUAAAGCUCCAAGGCAAAAGAACUGAUAGGAGGUUGACUGGGUAUAUUCCUGGGCUAUAAUUCUUUCAUACGUACCUCUCUGAAGUAGCUCCAUGGUAAAGUUCAUAUGUCAGAGCUGCUUGCUGCACUUCACUCAGCUGCCUUUUUACAGGGAGAAAGUUUGUCUCAAUAUCCAAGCUUUGGGGCUACGAGUGAUUCUUUUAUUUUUGGUUCUCAUGUAUUUUAUGGUUGCCAUCCUGUGUUGGCCUGUGUACCAUAGCUCUAGUGAAUCUACUGAUCUCAUGUUUGUAGAAUGUUUACCCGCCGAAGGAAAAUUGUGUUGGGAGAUUCGAGUAUCUUUUUCUCCACUCUCUUGUUUCAUCUCUUCCCUAACCCUAUUUUCUGGGUGAACUUUGAUCUUUAAAUGUCUGUAGAUGGGCUUUGUUUCUUC